This is a messenger RNA of Beta vulgaris subsp. vulgaris (sugar beet), 811 nucleotides long. RefSeq lists its product as uncharacterized. The record is from RefSeq and is a predicted model, not a curated record. Lineage: Eukaryota; Viridiplantae; Streptophyta; Magnoliopsida; Caryophyllales; Amaranthaceae. Bases 16 to 654 code for a protein of 212 amino acids. The transcript is spliced from 2 exons.
CAUUUUGAAAGGAAAAUGGUUUUCCAUCUUUGGGAGAGUAAUUUUACCCCAAGGGAAAAUGGUUUUACACUCUUUUGCCAACCAAACAAUGUAAAACUGAAAAUAAAGGAAAACAGUUUUCCGGGAAAACGUUUUACGCCCUACCAAACGGAGCCUUUGUCUCCUAAAUUCAGCUAUAAAAACCCAUUGAAUCUGAGCUUGGAAAAUCAAAAACAAAAUUACAAGAUUUCCCUCUUUCUUUCGACACUACCAUCAACAACCACCAGCGCAGCACUGGUGCGCCGCCUAGAUGCGCUGCACAAUCGCAGCUCUGCCGCACCUCCCAGGACGCCUUCUUCCUUCUUCUUUCACUCGCCGACCACCUGCAGCUCGCCGGAGCUUUACCUGCAACUCGCAUCAUAUCUCCUUCAUUGCACUCUCUCUCGUCGCUCCUCCUCGCACGCUGCUGCUGCUUUCUACCGGAGUUCGAAGGCGACGCCGAAGCUGGGCGGUUUCCGUCGCCGACCUCCCGUGCUUUCUCUCGCCGGAGUUCGCCGGAGCUCCUUUCCGGUGUUGUUCGUCCCUGCUCCAAGUGAGCAGAGGUUAUUUUCUAUGUUUUCUCUUUUCUCUAUUUUACGAAAUUAUUCAGGUAUUAUGAAGACAGCUGAAGAUUAGUUAUGUCAAGGAUGCUUCGGAAAGGUUGAGUUGAAGCGACUUUGUAUAUAUUUAGGUUAUCUAUAAUACUCUGUAUUUAUGGGUAGUAACUAUUGAAUAAGGAUGCUCAUUUGUAUGAUUAAGAGGUUAUUCAAACUAUUAUUUUAUUAGUAGGUCA